GGAUUUACCACCGCCGCCAUCUUUGCCGCCUCUGCCGCCGCUGCCACCCUUGCCGCCUUUACCAAGCAUCGAGCGCGAGGUCGAACAACAGGAGCAGGAGUCCGCUUGGCCCCUGCCGCCUCCAGAAGAGCCGCCGAUGCCUCCGCCGAUUCCCGACCAGCGCUCGCAGACACGUUUUGUGCAGACCGGCAGUUUGCGAGCUGGGCCGAAGGAUGCUGGCAGAAGAGACAAACCGAAGGAGUUCUUCGCCCUCCCUGCAGAGGACAGGGAGGGAGAGCCGCGGCCACUGACAUGGGAAGAGGCACUCGUAGACUUCCUACCCAUCGGCGCAACCGUUCGCGGUGUCAUUCAGGAGCUCAGGCCCUACGGGAGCUUUAUCGGCUUGAUUGUCAAUGGCAUGGCCAUGGGCAAGUUUGGUGAGGACUCUCGGAUCCGUGGCUUCUGCGAGGACCUGCAGAGCUCGUCUGAUCCUGCACAGCUGCAGGUGGGAGAGCACGUGGCAGUGAAGAUUUUGGAUGUUGACAUGGUGACGAAGCGGGUCUUCGUCUCCACUCGUGAGGCAGAUCCUCCCUGGCCUCCACCACGAGAGCGUGUUCUUCACACGCCGGAAAAGUAUGAGGAUCCGUCCUUCUUCCCGCUGCCAUAG
This is a messenger RNA of Symbiodinium necroappetens, 646 nucleotides long. The record is from the annotation of a GenBank genome assembly. Lineage: Eukaryota; Dinophyceae; Suessiales; Symbiodiniaceae.